GUGCAAAAUCAAAAACAGGUAAAUAUAUUCUAUGGGCUGGCGGCCGAGAAAAUAGUUGGAUACUGUAAAUAGAAGAAUGCGAGCCAUACGAUAUUUAUGGUAGACGCUUUGUGAAAGGAACUCAUUGUAAAUGCAGAUAAUUUUAUACCUUGUUCUGUGAGACAAUUUUUUCUGUAAUGGCGGUUUUGCACGGCAGCCAUGUUGUAUGGCAGGAACAAUGAAAAUGUUUUGCAUUAGAGAGAACAUUUUUACCCAUAGGAAAAAGAACCUACUGUUCUUGCCACGCAAUAUGGCUGCCGUGCAAAACCUCUAUAAUCAUUGAAAUAAAUGCUCUCUUUAUAAAAUGCUUCAUGAUUUGGUUAAUCGCACAAGUAUAGUCAAGAGUCAUAAUCUCUUGGUAUAAUUUACUCGUAGUAAAACAAUAGCUCUUUUCACGGUGAACUUUUCUCGUUUGUAAAUAAUCCAACAUAUAUGUGAGGCAAUUUCGGGUAACUAUCCACUUUGGAUUAUAUUGCAAUGCAAAUGAGAUAAUAAGGUCUAUUACAAAUACAGGCAAAUAAAAUCCAGCGAAAUUCUCAGACACCGAAGGUAAACUAAGAGGAAUGUAAAUAACUUUGGGCCGGCACACCAAUUAGUUGAAUGGUUUCAGCAGUUAAAAGAAGGCUUUAAAUAACAACUUUUUUUUACCUUGUUUGAAAAUUAAAUAUAGUUCAUUUUGAAAAUUUCUUGGGAGAAGAACCCAUUUCAACGUUUCAACCCAUUCCAAUUCUAAUCUGAAAAAGUAGAAAGUAAAAAGUUAUCUUAAAUUAAAAACAGCUCAGCCUCGUUCUGUGAUUGCAGGUGAAAUCCAAGGUUUGCUAUCUGUUUAUAAGCGUCCCUCUUAAAGUGUUUACCGUUACCGAAUACGGGAUGCUUCAAACACCUUCGGCUGUUGCAUUAUUAAUUUUGUUAUUGAACCCUGGCGUGAAAGCAGACGCUUGUUAGAUUGUCUGGCUUUAAUUAAACGGACUGGUAAAAGAAAAUACCAUUUGUAGCUGUUUCAAUUGUUCACAGGCACGCUAAAUGAAACAGCUGACCUUGUUGUUCGGAAGAAAAAAAGAGAAUUAUUAAAACUGCUGAGAAUCAUGAUUGUCUCUUGCAAAAACCAAAUUUGACCCUACUCGGGUUCAAUAAUUCACCAAAUUCUUCUGAUGAAAAACUGCUAUGAACGAUUUUCUACGAAUGCAUCCAAUACUCGUGUCGCUUGCACUGCAGGAGAUGAAGUGAAGGAGCGCGUCUGUUUGCUGAAUUAGUUGGCUUCAAUUGAUUGAGUGAAUUGCAGACAAAGAAAACACAGGGAAGGUAGCCGGCGCAUCGCGCUCCGCGCUCGUGUUUCGCGCUUCGCGGUCUGCUCUGCUAAUCCGCCUGUUCAGUAGGCUACAGGGAAGAUAGCCAGUUGAAAUAUACCUUAUUAUAACUCUUUGAACCCAGCCGAUUUUAAUUAACUUACAGGCUUACCGCAAAUUUUUCCCUAUCUGCUCAAUACUGAAGAUCCAUACUCGAUUCAAGCUCCUAAACUAAAAUCUCGUCUCUUUUUAACUUACUUGUUUUUCACGCUCUCCCCCAAAUAACCGAACACCUGAAACAGGCUAUACAAGCUACACCUUUGAAGAUAUCUUUCUCGUUUUAUUACUGGAAAAUAAGUCAAUAUCACCGGAACAACAUACCAUACUUUUCAUUGCAAUGAGGUAGCAAGACUGAAAUGAGUUCGACACGUUCGUAAAAUUCCGGGAAUCAGUGGUAAUUUCCCAGAAAGAAUUUCAGUUUCUAAAAAGUUGUCUGUAUGAGGACAUAUGAGUCACUCCAUCGUUUUUAUCAUUUAACGUUAUAUACUGCUUAUUCCUCAAAAUCAGGUGAAAAUGUGCUGGGUUCUGUUUUCAAAACUAUUUCAUUGGACCUUCAAUAAUUUCGUCAAGAUGUGUCCGCCCAGAAGGUUCUGCAUUCACCUAGCUUUCAAUUUACAUACCGUGAAAUAGGAAAAAGGAUUAGGUAUAUGUUAACUUUCGCUUUAAUCGGACAGCCCUAUGAGAAACAAAACAAAGGUGGUAAUAAACAAAAAAUUUCAAUCGACGCCAAAGCUUUCAGAAUUUGAAUAAAGCUGACAGGUGGAAAUUGAAAUGUGGGGAUAACGUUUCUGAAUGAAGGUUUUUUUCUCCCUACUACCGAAAUACCCGACAGGAAAAACAUACAUAAAGAAAGUUGUUUUCCGUCGGAAUGAGUUUAUUUCCUACUCUUUUUUGUCAUUUAUGACUCAUUGAAGAUUUGUGAUUGGUCAAGAAGCUGUUUCCAAUAUUAAAUGAUAACUUAUUUAUAUAUACAUAUGACGGGAACAAAUAUCCAGCCUGCAGUGUAAACAAUACGCCACGUGCCUUUUGUCGGCUUUUGUGUACACGGCCUAGGUGCUUGUUAAUUAGCUUAUUCCGUUCUCGGCAAAAUGAGUUGUUUUCUUUCAAAUUGUUACGAAGCUUUCCGAGUUUCCAUGGAUGCGCGAAACCGCGCGAAAGUCUGGGGGAAAAUCCCUUGCCUGAACUUAGUAUAAGAAGAUGGUAGACAUGCAACGGUGAAGAUGCAUUUAUACAGUCAACAGAGAUGGCGCUGAUUGCAAUAUUUUCCUAUUUAUUCAGUUCUUGUGUGGUGUAUCAAGCAUUCGCGGGAAAAAAUUCAACAGUUAUCAAAGAGGUAUCCAUAGAAAGCAGAUGUGAAAGCACUGGAGGAUUCAAGAGUGUGAAUAUCAUAUGGAAACCACUUCAUAAGGAUUUCUCUAAUUUGACUACUUACAGGGUGUCAUAUUGCACUCGUGGGUCUACUUGUGUUGGGCAGUAUCAGUUAGGUUGUACACUGAACACGUCUGAUUCAUUACAGAAGGAAUUAUUGCAAUGCAGCAUUAUUGCAAAAGAUCUAUUUCCUUUCCAAUUUUAUUUUAAAGUGGAGAUACAAAGUUCAGAUGGAGUUCAUUUUAUAAGCAAAACAAAGGCCUGUCGUCUGCUAACAAAUACUCGUUGCACAAUUCCACAAAACCUAACAGCUACAGCAACUGGAAAAAAAGCUCUUUCUGUGACAUGGAAACCCCCGCUAUUCAUGGGGCAACUAGCCUCAUAUCUCUGUUUUAAAAUACUGUAUGCUCCAGCACAUGCCAAAAAAAAUGAGAUCUUGGAAUUUUCCACCAACACUUUCCACCAUACAAUUUCUGAUCUCUCUCCAUAUACAGCAUACACACUGUAUAUACAGUGUGGCUUUGCUGACUGUGUUGGGGGCUGGGGAUUGUUGAGUAGACCUGUCACUGUAAGGACUAAUGAAGAAGCACCAGCUAAGGCUCCGGAGUUUAGAAAUUGGUCGAUUUCCAAGACAUCACGUGACAAACGUGAUGUGACAGUUGUGUGGAAGUUGCCGCCCCCAAAUACCUGGAAUGGCGUUCCGAACGGGUUUAACCUUGAUUUCUGGCAGCUGUCUUUGGGAGAGAAUGGUUCUUUAACACCAUUACCAAACUCUUCAAGGCACUUGCAUGUUGGCGAUGGUAAUGCGACUAAAGCCACGCUACAAGGUUUAAGCCUCUUUGCGUACUAUCAGACGCAAAUCAGUAUGUGCACAGCUGAAGGAUGUGGACCGAGCAGUGAACCUUUCGCUUUUCCAGGCGAGAGGAAGCCAAGUACAACACCGACUCAUCAGCCCAGUGACAAUAUUGUUUUUAUUUGGGCUGGAAUAGUGGUUGGCCCAAUAGUUUUAGUUGCAGUACCUAUUGGAUUGAUUUGUGCCUGGAGGAACAGGCAAGAUAGGUACGUUGAAUACUUUGACAUAUCAUACAAGUAGGAAACAGUGCAACUGACUAAUGUUAAAUAUGUAACUUUUACGUUUAUCAUCUUUAACUGCGUAGAAAUUGCCAUGGAGUCUUGAGAAAUUAUAUCCUUAUUUGUACCUUAUUUGUAUACCUCUUACUAACCGAGUUCCAAGGCCGUGCUGUAAGUUACGCACCGACUUUUUUCCCCAUCGAAAAAAAAAAACAAAAAACGAGGAUCCGUAACUUAUAGUACGGACCGAGA
This is a messenger RNA of Orbicella faveolata, 4076 nucleotides long. Its product is annotated as netrin receptor unc-40-like. Gene Ontology annotation, molecular function: protein binding. NCBI's taxonomy places the organism in Eukaryota, Metazoa, Cnidaria, Anthozoa, Scleractinia, Merulinidae. The record is from RefSeq and is a predicted model, not a curated record.